Tilletiopsis washingtonensis is the source of this 1770-nucleotide messenger RNA. RefSeq names its product tRNA methyltransferase complex GCD14 subunit. Gene Ontology annotation, cellular component: nucleus; tRNA (m1A) methyltransferase complex. NCBI's taxonomy places the organism in Eukaryota, Fungi, Basidiomycota, Exobasidiomycetes, Entylomatales. Bases 10 to 1629 code for a protein of 539 amino acids. The record is from RefSeq and is a predicted model, not a curated record. The transcript is spliced from 5 exons. Gene Ontology annotation, biological process: tRNA methylation.
CAGUCCGCCAUGUCCAGCACCCAGGCAGCCAUGCCGGCGCCCGCCGCACCCGAGGCCGUCGCCUCCUCCUCCACGACACCCGCGCCCACGCCGCCGCCGCGCCGCAGUGCCGCACAGCGCGCCGCGUCGGCGUGCGCCGUCGUCGCCAAGAGCGCCGCCUUCCGCAGCAGCCGCUUCAUCCACGCCGGCGACCUCGUCAUCGUCUUCAUUUCGCGCGACCGCACGCCCAUCCCGCUGCGCGUCACGCCCGGCGACGAGUACACCAACACGUGGGGCACGUUCCCGCACGCCGACAUGGUCGGCAAGCCGUUCGGCUCGCGGGUGCGCGCACGCCGCAACACGGGCUACCUCUUCCUGCUGCGCCCCACGCCCGAGCUGUGGACGCUGGCGCUGCCGCACCGCACGCAGAUCCUCUACGCGCCCGACAUGUCCUUCAUCACGCUCAAGCUCGCCCUCACGCCCGGCUCGCGCAUCAUCGAGGCCGGCACCGGCUCCGGCUCGUUCACACACUUUCUCGCGCGCACCGUCGGGCGUGCACGGCAGUGGGACGGCGGGCGCGGCUGGCAGGGCGACGGCGCCGAGAUGGACGAGCGCGACGCACGGGACGGAGGCUCGAGGGGGACGAAGCGGAAAGCGGUGGACAGCGACGCAGCAGAGGCACCCGAGGCCAAGGCCGUCGAGCCGAUGUUGACGGACCCAGAUCCGCAUGUUGAGGAGGACGACGGGCGGGUCUGGAGCUUCGAGUUCAACGCCACGCGCGCGCAGAAGGCAAAAUCCGAGUUCGAGGCACACGGCCUGACAAGGACCGUCUCGCUGCGGCAUCGCAACGUGUGCCGCGAGGGCUUCGGCCUGUCAAACGUGGCCGACUGUGUCUUUCUCGACCUGCCAGCCCCCUGGGACGCGCUCGAGUCGGCUAAGGAGGCGCUGCGUCUCGACGUCGCCGGCCGCGUGUGCUGCUUCUCGCCGUGCAUCGAGCAGGUGCUGCGCACGGCCGAGGCCAUGCGCAAGCAGGGCUGGUGCGAGAUUGAGACGUUCGAGUCGCUCGUGCGCAACCACGAGAGCCUGUCGCAGGCGCGCACGGCGCCCCUCGUGCCUGUCGGCGACGCCAUCCGCAAGAUCCGCGAGGUUGAGGCGAACAAGUCGCAGCGUCGUCUGGGCCAGAUCGAGCGCAGCCGCCGUGCUCGCGUUGUGAAGGAGCGAGCUGCGGCGCUCGUGGCCGAGGGCGUGGCGGAGAAAGAGGCGCAGGCACAGGCCGAGGCCGAGACGGCGCAGGCCGAGGCAAACGGCGACGAGGAGAUGCAGGACCCGCGAGACGCGGCGGAGGAGGCCCUCGCGACUGCCACGCCCUGGACGGUGAAGCUGCCCGACCCGCGAGAGAACGUCAAGCGCGAGCUCAGCCAGGCCAACGUGUACUCGCGCACGCUGCAGGACAUGCGAGGCCACACGUCGUACCUCACCUUUGCUACACUGCGGCCACGCGUGCUGAGCAACACGCCAUCUGUCCAGACCACCAAUGCUGCCGCUGCUCCUCCGCCAGAGGCGCCGGCCGCAGACAACACCGCGACGGACACGGCCGAGUCUGCAGCUGCCUCCGAGGCCGCAGCCACGGGCCCUGCCGAUCAAGCAUGAGGCAGUGCACGUAUUGCGAGUGUCUAGUUGACCGUGCAGGGAGGCAACACACGCGGGGCUAGAUAGACAGACGAGACCAUGUGUGACCGGGGAGCAGAUGAGGGGAUCGGUGACAGGAUAACAAGAGAGAUGAUGGAAGAG